AUGUUGGCCAUCCGGGCCGCCAUCAUCUUCCUGGUGUCCAGUCGCAGUUGGGGGGCGGGGGGUCCGGGCGGGGAGGCCGCUCGCUUCGUCUGCACCGCCAUCCCUCCGGACGCCGACCCUCCGUGCCCCGUCCCCGGCCCCGCGCUGCCCCUCCAGGGCGGCGCCCCCCCUCCCCCUCCCCCGCCGCCGCCGCCGGAGCGGGAGCUGCGGGUCAACGUGGCGCAGCUGCGGGAGACCGUCGUGCGGCAGCGGGAGACGCUCGGGCACCAGAAGGAGACCAUCAAGGAGCUGACCGCCAAGCUGACCAGGUGCGAGGCGGCGGCGGGAGAGGGCGCCCGACUGGACGGCGCCAAGUACGGGGCUUCCCGAAGGAAACCGUUGGCCAAGAGCGGCGGGAAGGACACCAUGGGGGACCUGCCCCGGGACCACAGCGAGGUGGUGGAUCAUCUCGGCAGGACCAUGCAGGCGCUCAAGGACAGGCUCCAGGCUCUGGAGCAACAGCAGUCCCGUCCCAAUCUUUCCAAUGUUGUUUUCCCGACUGACCUCCGUGAACAGCUUCAGAGGAAACUAGGAGAAUUAGAGAGUCAACUUAUGAACAAAGUCUUGGAACUUGAAGAUGAUAAAUUUACACUUCAAAAUGAAAGUGCGUCACACCGUUUUAGGACAGAAUCCGCUUUGAAUGCCUUACAUGAAAGAGUUACAGAAUUGGAAAAAGGAACAAAUGCCUUUAAGUCGCCUGAUGACUUUAAGGUAUCACUGCCAUUGCAAACCAAUUAUCUCUAUGCCAAAAUAAAGAAGAGCAUUCCUGAGAUGUACGGCUUCACUAUCUGCUUGUGGAUACGGUCCAGAGGUUCAUCUGGCAUCGGAACUCCCUUCUCUUACGCUGUGCCAGGACAAGCAAAUGAAAUUGUUCUGAUUGAAUGGGGAAACAAUCCAAUUGAAUUACUCAUCAAUGACAAAGUUGCUCAGCUGCCGAUGACUAUCAAUGAUGAUAAAUGGCACCAUAUUUGUGUAACAUGGUCCACCAGAGAUGGCAUAUGGGAGGCUUAUCAAGAUGGAGAAUUACGUGGCAGUGGAGAGAACCUGGCACCUUGGCAUCCAAUCAAGCAAGGUGGCAUCCUGAUCCUGGGCCAAGAACAAGACACCAUAGGUGGGAGAUUCGAUGCCACUCAAGCUUUUGUGGGUGAACUCAGUCAUUUCAAUAUAUGGGAUCGGAUCCUGAGCUCAGAGGAUAUCAUGAGCAUUGCCAACUGCUCUGCCAACCUGGCCGGCAACAUCAUUCCAUGGGUCGACAACAACAUCGAUGUGUUUGGUGGAGCAGCCAAGCUGCCACUGGAGACUUGCCAAGAGCGCUUAAGCAGCUCGUGAUCACUGUCAGAAUUCACAUAAGUGCCCCAUUUUUGCAGAGACGACUUUCUCUUCAGAGAUUAAAUGCGUCAUCGAGUACCUUGUUCCCCAGGUGAUUCUCCAGCCCCUUUGAGGGAGCAAUCAGUGUAGGUUCCUUUUUUAUUUUGGGGAGAUCAUUGGAAAUCAUGCUUAAACACGCAAGCAUCCGGGAAGCUGGCGGUCAUACCCUGUAUCCCUUGGAAGUUAACAUUUGCUUUCAAUUUUUUUGCUGGUUAGAAAUAUUUGCUUUCCAUAUGAAUUUGUAAUAAUUGCAGACAACAGUUCAUCUGGGGUAAAGAUUCUGCAGAAACAUUCUUGCAGUAAGAAGCAUCUUAAAUGGGAUUUAGGUUAGGAGAAAAAAAACACCAGUGCAGACGUGCUGGGCCAAAUGAUCCGUUUCUAUGCUAUUACAUUCACUUUCUCGCACAGUAUCUUCUUAGGCCAUUUAAAAUAAAACAAAACAUUUUCAGGCAACCAUUUAGUGACAUGUUGAAGGAAGAGUGUUCUGUUUAGCUUCAAUCAUUUGUUAACAUUUCGUGAAUGUAUUUGAAUA
Molecule: messenger RNA, 1939 nt
Organism: Callorhinchus milii (elephant shark)
Lineage: Eukaryota; Metazoa; Chordata; Chondrichthyes; Chimaeriformes; Callorhinchidae
Gene: nptx2b
Product: neuronal pentraxin IIb
Exons: 5
Coding region: 1-1368 (455 amino acids)
Source: RefSeq, a predicted model, not a curated record